Molecule: messenger RNA, 888 nt
Organism: Geodia barretti
Lineage: Eukaryota; Metazoa; Porifera; Demospongiae; Tetractinellida; Geodiidae
Source: the annotation of a GenBank genome assembly
AUGGAUACCAUCAUCAUCAAAGGGUGUCUGAACGGCAGUCGCGGCAGAGAACACAACGUCAACGUUCCCUGGACGCCGGAAGAAGUGGCGCAAGAAGCGGUCCGGUGCUACGAAGCCGGGGCAUCCAUUGUGCACAUCCACGCCAGGACGCCGGACGGGGGCAUCAGCUACGACCCGGCGUGGUACGCGCAGACGGCCGCGAUGAUCCGAGCGCAAUGCGACCUGGUGUUGAAUCACACCACCGCUCGGCAGGCCCACGUCCCGGUGUCGGCGGUAACGCGGUAUCUACUGGAGACGCCACAACCCGUGGAGAUGGUGUCGCUGAACCUUGGCAUGGGCGUGCGGUGGCCCGUGGAUCCAGAGACGGGCAGGAGGCGUACCAGCAUCUCGCCGAACUCGUUCGAGGACAUCACCGCGACGCUGGACGCGUGCUACCAACGCGGGACGUUUCCGGAGCCUGCGGUGCACGACAUGGGCGACGUAAACAAUGCGUUUACCCUGAUGCAAGAGGGUUACAUCAAGGACACGCGAUACUUCUUGGUGGAGCCUGGCGCACACUGGGGCGACGGACGUCAAUCCAUGGUGGGCUCGCCGCGCAAUUACGCGCUGAUCGCCGAAACGAUCCGUGAACGCUACCCCGAAUCAACCUGGCUGGCGCACAGCAGCCUGGGGCAAACCUUCCCAUUGUGCGCGAUCGCCAUCGCCACCGGGGCGCACGUGCGGGUUGGUUUCGAGGACAGCCCGUACCUGCCGAACAACCCGGAGCCCAAAUCCAACGCCGAGUACAUCGAGUGGGCGGUUACCAUGGCCCGGCUGCACGGCAGAGAGCCGGCAACACCCCAGCAGGCCAGAGACAUGCUGGGGUUGAACCCGUAUCCCGAGGCGUAA